Gekko japonicus is the source of this 3174-nucleotide messenger RNA. It is a transcript of the gene PAN3, whose product is annotated as PAN3 poly(A) specific ribonuclease subunit. The transcript is spliced from 20 exons. Gene Ontology annotation, biological process: nuclear-transcribed mRNA poly(A) tail shortening; protein phosphorylation; mRNA processing. Gene Ontology annotation, molecular function: poly(A) binding; ATP binding; metal ion binding. The record is from RefSeq and is a predicted model, not a curated record. Gene Ontology annotation, cellular component: PAN complex; P-body. Bases 295 to 2853 code for a protein of 852 amino acids. NCBI's taxonomy places the organism in Eukaryota, Metazoa, Chordata, Lepidosauria, Squamata, Gekkonidae.
GAAGAGGAAAAUGGAAUAAACAACCCCGCCGCCGCCGGGACCAUUGAGCAGCCUGGCCGAGGCUUCCCUCCUCCUGCUUCGUCUUCCUUGGCGGGCUCGCUCGACCUCCCCUCGAAAGAAGCGCCCACUCCUUCCCUCCGUCGGCGGCCUUCAGGCCGUGACAGCGGCGGCAGUAGUGGCUGCUCCUGCUCCCCGCCUUGCCUCCCCCAUGGUGCCGCGGCCGGCAGCGGCGGUGCCUCCCGAGGCGGCCUCGCUCCUCCUCCUCCUCCUCCUGCUGCUGCUGUAGCGGCCGCCAUGAACAGCGGCGGGCUCCCCUGCUCCUCCUCCUCCUCCUCCUCCCCGGUGGCAGCGGCGGCGGUGGGGCCACCGCCGGGGCCUGGGGUUCCGGUGGUGGUGGCGGCAGUCCCCGGCGGGGUGAAGCUCAAGUUCUGCCGCUACUACGCCAAGGACAAGACGUGCUUCUACGGCGAGGAGUGCCAGUUCCUCCACGAGGAGCCCGGCGGCAGCGGCGCCGCCUCCGCCGCCUGCCCGGGCCCGCCGCCCCCGGGGCCUCGCCGGGGCACGGCGGCGGCGGCGGCGGCGGUUACCCGGGCGGGGAUGGACGGACCCCGGCUGGCCAUUCCAGGAAUAGAUGGAAGUUCUCUAGCUGAAGCUAGUCUUACAGACUCCUACUUCAGUACCAGUUUCAUUGGUGUUAAUGGGUUUGGAAGUCCUGCAGAAGCAAAGUAUCCUAUGAUGCAGAGGAUGACAAAUAGCAGCAGUUCCCCUAGCCUUCUCAAUGACAGUGCCAAGUCGUAUGCAGGCCAUGAUCCUCUAACUUCACCUGCUUCGUCCUUGUUUAAUGACUUUGCUGCUCUCAGCUUAUCUCAAAGGAGAAAGCCAAGAAAGUAUCGACUGGGGAUGCUGGAGGAGAGGAUAGUUCCGGUGGGAUCAAAGGCACGGAAAUCAAAGAAUCCUAUUGGCUGCCUGGCUGACAGGUGUAAAACAGGAGUACCCAUCAAUAUGGUUUGGUGGAACAGAGUCACAGAAAACAAUUUACAGACACCAAAUCCAGCUGCAAGUGAGUUUAUUCCUAAAGGAGGGUCGACCUCCCGACUUGGUAACAUGUCACAGUCAAAUAUAUCUGCCUUCUCUCAAGCCUUGUUCUCUCAUCCUUCCAUGGGAGGUCCUGCAAAUGCUGGACUAGCUCCAGGAAUGUCACUGUCAGCAGGAUCUUCUCCUCUUCAUUCCCCUAAGAUUACUCCUCACACGUCUCCUGCUCCUAGACGAAGAAGUCACACACCAAACCCAGCAAAUUAUAUGGUGCCUACUAGUGCCUCUACGCCUGUGACUAAUGCUGUCUCCCAGCCCCCAGCUACUGGUCAGGUGAUUCAGAAGGAAACUGUGGGAGGCACAACCUAUUUCUAUACUGACACAACUCCAGCACCUCUAACUGGAAUGGUAUUCCCAAACUAUCACAUCUAUCCUCCAACUGCACCUCAUGUUGCUUACAUGCAGCCAAAAGCAAAUGCACCUUCCUUCUUUAUGGCAGAUGAACUUAGACAGGAGCUGAUCAACAGACACUUAAUUACGAUGGCUCAGAUAGACCAAGCAGAUAUGCCUACUGUCCCAACGGAAGUGGACAGCUACCACAGCCUUUUCCCUUUAGAACCACUGCCACCACCCAAUCGGAUACAGAAAACAAGCAACUUUGGGUACAUAACAUCAUGCUACAAAGCUGUAAAUAGCAAAGAUGAUCUGCCAUAUUGCCUUCGGAGGAUACAUGGUUUUCGUCUUGUUAACACAAAGUGCAUGGUGUUGGUUGACAUGUGGAAAAAAAUCCAGCACUCUAAUAUUGUGACGUUGCGAGAAGUAUUCACCACAAAAGCAUUUGGAGAGCAUUCUCUUGUGUUUGCAUAUGAUUUCCAUGCUGGAGGAGAGACUAUGAUGAGCAGACACUUCAAUGAUCCUAGUGCCGAUGCCUAUUUCACAAAAAGAAAGUGGGGUCAACAUGAUGGACCUCUGCCCCGGCAGCAUGCUGGGUUGUUACCUGAAUCCUUGAUUUGGGCUUAUAUUGUGCAGCUCAGCUCUGCAUUGCGGACCAUUCAUACAGCAGGAUUGGCCUGUCGAGUAAUGGACCCCACAAAGAUUCUGGUAACUGGGAAAACAAGGUUGCGAGUAAAUUGUGUUGGAGUCUUUGAUGUGUUAACAUUCGAUAACAGCCAAAACAAUCCCUUGGCGCUAAUGGCCCAAUACCAACAAGCUGACUUAAUUUCCCUAGGGAAGGUUGUGUUGGCUUUGGCUUGCAAUUCCUUGGCAGGAAUUCAGAGGGAGAAUUUACAGAAAGCUAUGGAACUGGUGACAAUCAACUAUUCCUCUGAUUUGAAGAAUCUUAUUUUGUAUUUGCUGACUGACCAAAACAGGCUUCGAAGUGUAAAUGAUAUCAUGCCUAUGAUUGGUGCACGAUUCUACACACAGUUGGAUGCUGCCCAAAUGAGAAAUGAUGUAAUAGAAGAAGACCUUGCAAAGGAAGUUCAGAAUGGAAGAUUAUUUCGGCUUCUUGCAAAAUUGGGAACAAUCAAUGAGAGGCCAGAAUUUCAGAAGGACCCAGCAUGGUCAGAAACUGGAGACAGAUAUCUCCUGAAGCUCUUUAGGGAUCAUCUUUUCCAUCAGGUGACAGAAGCGGGUACUCCCUGGAUAGACCUCAGUCACAUUAUCUCUUGUCUUAACAAGCUGGAUGCUGGUGUGCCAGAAAAAAUAAGCCUCAUUUCCAGAGAUGAGAAGAGUGUGCUUGUGGUAACGUAUAGUGACCUGAAGCGCUGCUUUGAAAACACUUUCCAAGAACUGGUUGCAGCCGCUAACGGGCAGUUGUAGUAUUUGCUGAAAGCAUGCCGGACAUUGCUGAGGAACAUAACCAAUAGCAAAUUGCACUACAGCUGAAUCGUCGUCAUCUCAUUUCACAUUUCGGGAAACAAACAGCAGGAGAUGUUGCACUUCAGUCAGGUACACUGUUACUUGAAGGGAAGAAUGUUUUUUGCUUACCCUUGGACUCUGGCUGCCAUUGGAGGCUUUAUCUGUGAAGAAUUUAUUUUAAAAUAAGGAACACAUCAGGGCAUGAUGUUCCUGCUUUUAUUUUUUUUCCACUCGUAUAUGCACUAAUUUUAAUUUUUUUAAAAGACUUUCUGAACUCUGAUG